GAGCGAAGGGGUUUAGGGACAUGAAAACUUUUUUAGAAGUGGUAAUUUCUCUAGUUUUGUUCUUUCAUCUUCUCUCGUCCGACACGACGAUAGUCUCUCCAUUUAUCUGUAUAUCUCCACUUCUCCCUGCCUUUCCUUCCAGCAAACAUCGAAUAAAAUGGCUUUAUGGAUGGAAAGAGGCUCAGAACCCAAAACAGAAAGCGAGAUCGCUGACCUAGAAGCCAUUUCUGCCCUCAAAGAAUCAGCUGCUCUUGAACUUAAGGAGAAAGGAAACGAGUUUGUCAAAAAGGGGAAAAAGCAUUACCAAGAAGCCAUCGACUGUUACAGCAGAGCUAUCAACCAGAAAGUUCUAAACGACCAAGACACCUCCGUUUUGUUCUCAAAUAAAGCUCAUGUAAAUUUACUCCUUGGGAAUUACCGCCGUGCCGUCACCGACGCUCAGGAUGCCAUUAAGCUCUCCCCUGCAAACGUUAAGGCGUAUUAUCGAGCUGCCAAAGCGUGUCUGUCGUUAAAUUUGUUAUCGGAGGCGAAAUCUUAUUGUGAAAGUGGAAUAGGAAAAGACCCAAGUAAUGAGGAGUUAAAGAAACUGGCAAAGCAGAUUGAUUUGAAGAAGAUGGUACAGGAGCAGCGUGAAGCUCAAGUUUCUAAGGCCCUUGUACAGGCUAAGGACCUUGUUUCUGCUAUUGAAGGUAGAAGUUUGAAGAUUGGGAAGGCAAUGUACAGAGAACUUACUGGAUUAAGGAAGCCGGAAUUGGAUAAAAAUGGAAUUCUUCAUUGGCCUGUUUUGCUACUCUAUGCAGAGGUUAUGUCCAGUGAUUUUAUAGAGGAUUUCUGUGAAACUGAAAUGUUUUCAGCUCAUCUUGAUAUCAUGUUUUCAGAAAGUUGUCCCCCUUUACCGUGGGAUAAAGAAAACCAUUAUACCCGUGAAGCUAUUGAACUUUACUAUGAGGCUGCUUCUGGUGUGCAUCUGUCUAAGACCAAAAUUAUCCAUCAUCUUCUAGAAGGAACUGCAGCUUCUAAUGUGGAAAGUGUUGGAGAGGAAGAAAAGGAUGCAGUUGAUUGUUCUACGUAUGGUGAUUCUGCAGGUGGUUCAUCCAAAUGGGUCAAAGUAAAUGAAAAAGGAACACUUCAUGAUGUGUUGAAAGAACCAAACUUCAUUAUCCCAAUGAUACCAGUCUUUUAUGUUGUUUCAAAAAGAUCCUGCUUUUAUAAGGACUUCAUAGCUGGAAAAUGGGCACCUCCAAUGUAAAUGGAUUGUACAUGUUAGACAGCUAGUGUGUGGUUUGGUUGUUAUUGUACCUUGACCGAGUCAAGGCAAGCAGUUUUUAUGUACUCCUAUAUACCAAAAUUAUGUACUCCAAGACAGCUAGUGUCUGCUCAUGAUGUUCAAUGCAAAAGGUGUUGCUUGAACUCAAAAAAUUAUGAAGCAGCUUUGAGUUUGCAAAGCCAUUUAAGUUUGUAGAAUUUUUUUCCAGGGUUUUUCAUGCACUUUCAUAGUUGUUAUACUAAAACACAAACCGGAAGAAACUACAAGGAGUUUCUUUUACAGCUUUAACUUGAAUGGUGAAGUCUAUUUACUUUCGCAGUUGUGAAAUCUCUGCGGCUUUUAAGUUGAA
Messenger RNA from Theobroma cacao (cacao), 1616 nucleotides. NCBI's taxonomy places the organism in Eukaryota, Viridiplantae, Streptophyta, Magnoliopsida, Malvales, Malvaceae. The record is from RefSeq and is a predicted model, not a curated record.